Wasmannia auropunctata (little fire ant) is the source of this 1221-nucleotide messenger RNA. Its product is annotated as retinol dehydrogenase 13-like. The record is from RefSeq and is a predicted model, not a curated record. Bases 123 to 1100 code for a protein of 325 amino acids. Lineage: Eukaryota; Metazoa; Arthropoda; Insecta; Hymenoptera; Formicidae. Gene Ontology annotation, molecular function: oxidoreductase activity. The transcript is spliced from 6 exons.
ACUGAUCACUGAACACGUGACGCGGCACACGCAGUACGCACAUGUCGAGAGUUGUGUGUCUGCUUGGUUAUGGUUCUCUUUAAAUUUAUGUUUCUUUAGCUUCGUUUAUGAAUUGAUCGAAAAUGCGCUGGAAACUCCCGAAAACGGCCAUCUACGCUUCCAUGGUGGCUACCACCGGCGGCGUGGCGUAUCUGACAAAGGAUUAUUUGGGAGGCACGAAAUACGAAGGGAAAGAGGAUCUAACGGACAAGAUAGUCAUUGUGACAGGAGCCAAUUCCGGUAUCGGGGAGGCGACGACUCUAGAGUUAGCCAAGCGUAAUGCAAGAAUUAUUAUGGCAUGCAGGGACAUGGAAAAAUGUGAAAUGGUACGCCGAAAUAUCGUACUCGACACAAAGAAUAAAUAUGUUUACUGCAGGAAGUGUGACUUAGCGUCGCAAGAAAGUGUUAGGAAAUUUGUUACACAAUUUAAAAAAGAAUUUGAUAAUCUUCACAUACUUAUUAAUAACGCCGGUGUGAUGAGAUGCCCAAAGAGUUACACCGAAGAAGGCAUCGAGAUGCAGCUUGGAGUCAAUCACAUGGGACACUUCCUGCUCACGAACUUGCUUCUGGACGUCUUGAAAGCGUCCGCACCAGCGAGAAUUGUGAAUCUGUCGAGCGCCGCUCAUCGUAGGAGCAAAAUAAAUAUGAAGGAUCUAAAUUCGGAGAAUGAUUACGACGCUGGUAGAGCGUACGCUCAAAGCAAAUUAGCUAUAAUAAUUUUCACGCGGGAAUUGGCGAGCAGAUUGAAGGGAACCAAUGUUACCGUGAACGCCGUCCAUCCCGGUAUAGUAGAUACAAAUAUAACGCGGCACAUGUCUGUGUACACUAACUUCUUUACACGAAUAUUCCUGAAGCCAUUCGCCUGGCCAUUUAUUAAAGCACCUCGGCACGGAGCUCAGACUGUUUUGUACGCGGCAUUAGAUCCUAGUCUUGCAAACGUUUCCGGAUGUUAUUUCCAGAAUUGCGAAACCAAGGAAGUAUCGGAGGAAGCGAAGAGUGAUGAUAUGGCGAAGUGGUUGUGGAAAGUCAGUGAAAAGUGGACAAAAUUAAAUGUUGCAUAAAUAAAUGUGCGAUAGAAGUGUACAAUUGCUAGUAACAUGUUAAUUGUUUCUGAAAUAUGAUAUGAAUUUUUAAUAAUUAUGUUGUAGGAAAAGUUUUUAUUAAAGAUUCGCCAUUUGCGUA